AUUAAAAUGGGAAACACAAGAAAUUUAAAUAAAACUUUCAUCACUUAGUAGUCUUUCUUUGUUAUUGUCAUUAGGGGAACUUUACCUAUUUGUCUUGUUAUGUGAAAUCACUCCCUAUUAAGUGAGAGAGAGAGAGAGAGUUGAAGCAAUGAUGGAUGCAAAGCAAAGUGAUUUGAGAGUUUUGAUGUUCCCAUGGUUGGCUCAUGGCCAUGUUUUCCCCUUUCUUGAACUAGCCAAAGGCCUAGCCAAGAAACACUUCCACAUUUACUUUUGCUCCACUCCCAUCAACCUCGACUCCGUCAAAAAUCACUUGAACAACAACAACAAUAACAACAACAACAACGACGACGCUGAUGAUCAUCAUGCCUCGAUCGAGCUGGUCGAGCUCCACCUCCCAUCCUUGCCCGAGCUCCCACCACACUACCACACGACCAAGAACACCCCACCCGACCUCAUCCCCACCCUCAUGGAGGCCUUCCAAGAGUCGGGCCCCGCCUUCUCCGACAUCAUCGGGAGGCUCGAGCCCGACCUGCUUAUCUACGACGUGAUGCAGCCGUGGGCCGCGAAGGCCGCUGCAUCACGGGGCGUCCCGCCCGUCUACUUUUCGACGUCGGGCGCCACGACGUUUGCAUUGGCCCACCACUUGUACACGCACAAGAAUUGGGACAGCUUCCCCCACGAAGCCAUACGGCUUAAAGAUUAUGAGAAGAGGGGGAUGGGAGCUGCGGCUAACACCAUUCGAAUCAAGGAUGCAGGGGAAGGCUUUGUCUUUGGGGUCUUCCACCUAUCAAACGACGUCGUUUUGAUGAAGACGUGCCGGGGUUUGGAGGGGAAGUAUGUGGAUUAUCUCUCUAACUUAUGUGAGAGAAAGAUUGUGACCACUGGUCCAUUGAUCACAUUUGCUGACAAUCAAGAAACUGGUGGCUCGGAGAUCAUGGAGUGGCUGAGUGAGAGAGAGGAAAGCUCAACUCUCUAUAUUUCAUUUGGGAGUGAGAAUUAUCUAACAAAGGAGCAAAUGAGGGAGAUAGCGAAAGGGUUGGAGCUAAGUGGUGUUAACUUCAUUUGGGUUGCUAGGGAGCCUGCUGGGAGUGAGGUUUCAUUGGAAGAUGCAGUGCCUGAAGGCUUUCUGGAGAGGGCGGAGCCGAGGGGGCUCGUCGUCCGAGGGUGGGCCCCGCAGGCGGCGAUUCUGGCGCAUCCGAGCGUGGGCGGCUUCAUGAGCCACUGCGGGUGGAGCUCGAUCACGGAGAGUUUGUACUUUGGGGUGCCGGUGGUGGCGCUGCCCCUGAAGCUCGAUCAGCCGAUGAAUGCUCGGCUGGUGGUGGAGGCCGGCGUCGGCGUGGACGUGGCCAGGGACGAGGAGGGAGAGCUCGACGGGGGCAGAGUGGCGGAGGCCGUGAAGGAGGUGCUUAUGGGGGAGAGUGGGGAGAGAUUGAGGAGUAGAGCAAGAGAGAUGAGUGGGAAGAUGAAAAUGGAGGGAGAUGAAGCCUUUGAUGAAAUUGCAGAAGAGCUGAUCAAAAUCUGUAAUAGAAAAUGAUCACGAAAUUCACUUGCAUUUUUGUUUCUCUUUUGAAUUUAUUUGGAAAAAUGGGAAAGCACUAUUUGAUAUGUAAAACUAGACAACAACAAAAACAGGAUGAAUAAAAGAGAGAGCUUCUUCAAUAUUUA
This is a messenger RNA of Salvia miltiorrhiza (redroot sage), 1665 nucleotides long. RefSeq names its product UDP-glucosyltransferase 29-like. Gene Ontology annotation, molecular function: UDP-glycosyltransferase activity. The transcript has a single exon. Bases 149 to 1534 code for a protein of 461 amino acids. NCBI's taxonomy places the organism in Eukaryota, Viridiplantae, Streptophyta, Magnoliopsida, Lamiales, Lamiaceae. The record is from RefSeq and is a predicted model, not a curated record.